CAUUACUACUAAUUUUUGCUAAUUUUGUGGGUGAGCUUUGUGGAUUAUUUCUCUGUGAAUGAUGUUUAAUUAUGUUUUUUUUUUUAAUAUAUAUUAUGAAGUUUUGGGAACUAUUACUUUAUCUGAAUGAAAAAAGUUGAAGUUUUUUAAUCGUGUUUGUUCUGAUGAAUUUGAAGAGAGUUUGGUGUAACUUGUAAGAAGAUCAGAAUAUCAUUACUUGUAUAUUUUAAUUGUAUCAAGUUAAUUGACUUCUUUCUUUGAAGAAGAAGUCUGAACAAUUUUAUUCAUCUAGUUAGUUUCUUCUGCAUUGACUAACUUUUUGAGUCAGCAAUUUCUAGUUAGUUGAAAAUUCAUGCAAGUUUGGCCAGUUCCUCCUUUGUCAGUAGUUAAGGAAAAUGAAAGUCAGUUGGAAUUCUGUCGGUGAAGAUUGAUUGAUCAGAAAGCAAUGAGAUUUGAUUGCUUUAUGAGUUAAGGAAUUCAGUAUUUCGCUUCUCGACGAUUGCAAGGAGAGAGGGUACUAGUUCGUGGAGGUAGUGAACUUCUACGGACUGAGCCUCCUCUCUCGUUCGCUGCUGCCAGUUUCAUUCCUAAACUGCUACAGGAGGUUAAAAUCCUUCUGAGAUAUGCAUGUAGGUAGCAGUUUUGAUAAUUGUCAAUGAAGUUGUGGGGUUAGUGCUGCAACUUUUGGGUGUAUGAGUGAGACGUCGGCUGCAAUCAUGGGUGCUAUCUGUUCUUGCUUGCGCGUGGAGGAUAUAGAAGAUUAUGUGAACAGAAACAGUUCCAUUUAUAGGAACUGUAUUUGUCUCAGUUGUUUCCUCCAGAAUUUCUUUCAUAUGUAUUCUUCAUUAUUUCGAAGGGGGGAAGUUCAAUCCUUACCUUCAUCCAUCCAAGGGGCAUCUUUGACUUCUGUGGUGUCAACAGACAACUCUCUUGCUGAUAUGUACCGGUCUCCUCCAAGGCCAUUGCCUUAUGAUGCAGAUCCUAGAUAUUUUCGCAUGCAACGGGAUGGACUGUUUUCAAGACGUGAAAAGGGGUGUAGUCAUUCACAUGAUGAAUCAGAACCUUUGAGGAGAAGUGAUAUUGAUGGUGAUUCUGACCCUUUAAGUACAGGGGACAAAUGGGAUGAGUCAACUUGUGAAGAUGGCGCAAAAGAGUGUCGUAAAUCAUCUGUAAAGCUUUCAUCAGCUAAAUCAACAGCAGUAAUGGGAUACUUUUAUUCCUCGUCUGAGGAUGAAGAUGUUUGUCCAACUUGUCUUGAAGAAUACACUGAAGAGAAUCCAAAGAUAGUGACUAAAUGCUCUCAUCAUUUUCAUCUGGGUUGCAUUUAUGAGUGGAUGGAACGAAGUGAGAACUGCCCAGUCUGUGGCAAGGUGAUGGCGUUUGACGAAUCUCCUUGACUUAGACCUGUCUCAUGCAAAGGAGCAUAUGAAGGCAGAAAUAUAGAGGAAGAAAAACACUAAACACCUAAUGGUUUGGUGGAGAAUAAAGGGGUGCAAUAUCAUAUAAACCUUCAUCUAUGGUUCCCAACUAAGGGAAAACAUUUCUUUACAGCAGGGUGUUAUUGUCUUUCACCCGCUUGUUCUCUGCCAAGCCGUUUGGUGUUUUCUCAAACUCAUAGAGGAAAGCCUAAAAACUGUAUAGUCGUUGUGAAUAUUGCAGGAUUGAGUUGUUUGUAUCACCUCGCCUGUCAAGUACAUAAAAGACCCAAAAAGGUCCUGCAUAGUAGUAACAACAGGUACAUUAUCAAAGAGUAUCUUGCCUUUCUUCUUUUGGCUUGUUUGAUACUCAAUUCUGGGUAUAAUUAUAUAUCAUCUUAGAGAAAUGAAAGCUAUGGUUGGGGGAUCUUAUGAACUGAAUAUAUUGGCUAGUUGCUUGUAAAUUUUUCCACUUUUGGUUAUGCAUUAUCGUUCAGAACUCAAUGUAUAUGACUUUGAGCCACUGAUUUUAUGCACUCGAUCACCACU
Molecule: messenger RNA, 1964 nt
Organism: Beta vulgaris subsp. vulgaris (sugar beet)
Lineage: Eukaryota; Viridiplantae; Streptophyta; Magnoliopsida; Caryophyllales; Amaranthaceae
Product: E3 ubiquitin-protein ligase At3g02290
Exons: 5
Coding region: 693-1397 (234 amino acids)
Molecular function (GO): ubiquitin-protein transferase activity
Source: RefSeq, a predicted model, not a curated record